Ilex paraguariensis (yerba mate) is the source of this 1589-nucleotide messenger RNA. The record is from the annotation of a GenBank genome assembly. NCBI's taxonomy places the organism in Eukaryota, Viridiplantae, Streptophyta, Magnoliopsida, Aquifoliales, Aquifoliaceae.
AAAGGACCAAGAAGAACACCGUUUUCUGCUAGCGCAAAGUUCACUAUUAGCAAAAAUUAGUGACCAUGGCCUCAGCACACCAAUUUCAUGUGUUGCUAGUGCACCUCAGUAUCCUUGCAUUCCAAUUGUCCGAAGCACCAACUGCUACUCAAGCAACGACAGCCAUGGUCAAGCCAGGCUGCGCUGAUCGUUGUGGGAAUUUAAGCAUCCCAUACCCAUUUGGCAUCACUAAAGACUGUUGUCUCGACGAAGCCUUCCUCAUCACUUGCAACGACGCUUUCAACCCUCCCAUAGCAUUUUUGGGAACCAAUACCAGUAACCUAAAUGUCACGGAGAUAUCCCUCCAAGGUCAGUUGCAUAUCUUGCAGUUUGUAGGCAAUGAUUGUUAUGAUCCGAAGGGGAAGUGGAAGGAACAGUCCAUUAGCGAAGCCUCGUUCAAGCUCUCGAAAUUUUCCAUCUCCACCGAGAAUAAGCUCACAGUAAUCGGUUGUGAUACUAUAGCGUAUAUGUAUUUCUAUCAAGGUGAAAAGCUGCAGAGGUAUUCCACAACUGGAUGCGUAUCUAUAUGCCACAGCCUCGACAGUGUCGCUGAUGGCUCUUGUUCCGGAGUUGGCUGUUGCCAGACAUCCAUCCCUAAAAGGGUGAGGAGCAUUGAUAUCCAGUUAUCUAGCUAUAAUAACUAUACAAAGGUGUCAGACUUCAAUCAUUGCGGCUAUGCCUUUGUUGCCAAACAAAAUGAGUUCAAAUUCACACCGGAGAAUGUUAGAAAACUGCAAAACACAAGCGAGUUUCCGAUGGUGGUCGAUUGGGCCGUUGGAAACGAAACAUGUGAGGUGGCUAAAAAAAACUCGACUACUUAUGCAUGCAAAGACAAUACCACAUGUUACAAACCCGAUAAUGGUUAUGCCAUUACUGGGUAUCGCUGUAAAUGCUUGGAGGGGUACGAAGACAUUAACGAAUGUCAAGAUCUAAGUCGCAAUAACUGUACAUUUGAAAAAGGUUGUCAUAAUAUGAUAGGGAACUAUAAGUGCACCUGCCCCGAGUGGUACCAUGGGGAUGGCAGAAAAGAUGGACAAGGUUGCACUUUCAAUCAGUCACUAGUGAUCAAGGUUGCUUUAGGUAACUUUACUUGCUGUAUUUUUCCUAUUAUGCACAUGAAAGCUUGCUUUGCUAAUCCAUUGUCAGCUAGUCAGGCAAUUACUGGCGGGGAUUAUCACACUGUUGCUCCUCUUACUAGUGAAGAGAUCAUAGAUUUGCUUGUGUCCUGAGGAAUCAAAUUCUUAUUCCAUUCUGUUGUAGUUAGUUUGAGAAAAGUAGCAAGUUUUUGCUUUCUGUUAAAGAAAGUUAGCUUGAUAUUUCAUUUGGAUUGGACUGAUUGGAAUGAAAUUUUAAACUUCUAAGGUCAUUUUCCCACUCUUUCUCUCAUAAAACUAUCAAUGAAAAGGGAAUUUUGUUUCUGGUUUAUGAAGUAGUCAUUAGGAAGGUCUAAAGUAAGACUUGAACUGAAUCCUAGUACGAUCUAUAGGUAUCAUGCAUGGUUGGGGGAAGUUGUCCUUUUCGGAAGCUUAGAUUUAUUUUUUGGACCUUAG